Molecule: messenger RNA, 2283 nt
Organism: Microbotryum saponariae
Lineage: Eukaryota; Fungi; Basidiomycota; Microbotryomycetes; Microbotryales; Microbotryaceae
Source: the annotation of a GenBank genome assembly
AUGCCCUUGCACAGUCCCGACGAGAGCACGCCCACUUUCACAAGCUCUCCAACAACCGAUGAGCACCUCGACCAGUUCCUGACGAUUCCGUCCUCUUCGUCGACCGCCAGAGGGAGCGCGGCGCCCGUUCGCCCACUCAACUCGUCAGGGGUCCCUGCGUUGGGGACGCUGGGCCGUGGUGUUGGCGUUGGAGAUGGUGGCCCCAGGAACGGUCAUCGAUUCUAUGCGACGCAUUCGGAUAAACCUUUCGCACGCUCGGCCGCAAAUAGAGCUUCUGUGAUGACACUUCCUUCGAUCGAGUACUUGCAACAUCAAUACGUCAAGCUUGGCAUUCGCGACAAGACCGCUGCAAAGGCGACCCCUCUAGAGUCGGUCCAGCAAGACCCGCAUGCGUCGAUGGACUCUCAUCCCAUUCAUAUGCCAGGGUCUGAAUCAAAUCGUCUGCUAUCGAGCCCGCGACGUGUCAGCCCCGGGCCUCUCAAGUUGAUCCAGCAACACGGCCUGUCACGCUUAACCGAGGACGAUCUCCCGCCGUCACCUGCUCGCCCCGAGCAGGAACACAAAGUGCCGUGGGAGCAGGGACGAAGCGUCAAAGACGAGCGCGAGUUGAGAGCAGAAGUACAACAUCGUGUCAAGACCGUUUGCCAACAGUACGUGUGUAUGCGCCGCACAGGGCUGCUAUGACCUCCGCACUGACCAGGGAGAAGGAUGUCCCCCCCUUCCGCAGCUGGCACAUCUCAAUUCCGUCCUCGCUGAACACACUACGUUCAGUUCGAUCCGCCAUCGGUCUUCCAUUCGAGACGUCCAAUGCCGCGAUCGACAAACACGGAUCUUCUGAGAGCACCAAUCUCGUACCUCUUCUCCUCCAAUCGACGACGUCGGCGAUCCGAGCCGUGCAACGCUACGUCAUUUCACUUCCUUCAGACUCAAUCUCACCUGCGGCCCACUCCCCCGAGUGUCGAUCCCCAGUCUCGCCUUCCAAGCCCACCCGUCCAAUAUCGGCUCGACCACGCAUUUCUGUUCUCACGUCAGCUACAUCCCCGACUGCAACUACCAAUCGAUCGAGCGGAACUACGCCGCCCGACCCUCUGUCGUUCUUGCGUCACGCUUCUCUCGACCUUUUGGGGGCUCUACACGACCUCGAGAUCAAGUAUCGAGUCCUGCCUUCAUCUUCUCCGACUGAGCCAAUCGAUCAAAAUGGUGUCAAAUGUGGUGCGACGACUUCUUCAGAUAACUCAGCUUCACUCUCGAUACCCAACUCGUCAAGUCUUUCCGAUCUGUCCAUCAUUGACCCCGACGCGGUGUACGAGGAGGUCGAGCUAGUACAGCUGAGCAAGGAGACGGAGUUGGUCAAGGCAUGGGUCAACUAUGUCGAAGAGCUGCUCUCAAGACUUAGUAAACCUUCGACAGCCUCAAGGCGUGCCUCUGUGAAGCUCGAGUCGGCUCUCCCGACCAUGGGUGAAGCUAUGGAGGAUGAGCCACCGGCGUGGGCGAUUGGUGAAGUCGACGAGGAGAACGUGCUAGGUGAGAGAGCCUACUCUUUCCAAGAGCGACACUUACUCAUCCGAAGGCAAUCGCCUUCAGACCGUUUCUAUGCCGUCUUGGAGACACAUCUAGAUGCCGAACUCUUGGAACCCGUCCACAAGUCGCGCGAACCGACCAAUCUGCUGAGCUCGGGAUCGGGAGUUGAUGACCGAGGAGAAUGGCACAGAACACUCCUAGACGCACUGUCGUAAGGACCCUCCAGAUUGAGCGUUUGUGAGGAGUGGAUAUUGAAUUUGAUCGUAUGUCUACUUCGAUAGAAAUGGGUACCUGCUCCUCCUCGCGUUCAACUCGAUCGUCCGAGCUUCCGAUCAACCGUUUGGGUUUGUGGCUCCUACGUCGAUCCAUGCUUUCCCAACGGACAGCCACGCGACGAGGAAGCGACGAGUAUCGAUAGACGCUUCUGGUGAUAGCAAGAGUCCAUCUACGGGAAAACUGGGGGACCUGUACAGGAGGACCGAGAAUCUACAGCACUGGGUCGGGUGAGCGUUGCCUCAGUCCGCCGAAGUUCGUCAGAUCUGAAAGAAAAUUUACCCGCAGUGUCCUUCCCCCUGUAGAGCCAUCAAAUUCCGUUAUCUGAUCGAUCUCACCAAGUCAGGUUUGGACGCGAAAUUAAUCGCCAGGAAGGGGGGAGGAUGGGAAGUGCAAUUGAAGAGAGGGCUCAUGGAGUGGGUCGAGGCGAUUCUUUGCGAGAUGAGAACAGGGGACGCGAGUCGACGAGGCAGUGAGGAGCGCGGGUGA